AUGCCAGACUUUGGCCAUACAGAUGGCUACGACGACUCGAACCGGGCUUUUCUUCAAGCCUUUCUUGCUCGCAGCGUAUUGACUCUCGAAACCGCCAAACCCAUCCUUGCUGCACUCUUAACCUACCGAGACGGCCGCGAGGUCCAGCCUCAAGAUGCCACCAUCGAAGACCUAAAUAUGUACAUUGCAGAAGCGAACCGCAGACUAUCCCCUCUCGACCUCGAAAUCAGAAGCACAUUUCACCAACAAACCCGAGAACGAGUCUAUGCGUUGGUCAAUACGACGAGUGAUCCUCUCACACAGCUGGCCACCACAUACACACCCGACGAGAUUGUCUACCUCAAGAAGCUCCUUGACGCGAUGUUUGAUGGCCAAAACAACAAGGGAAAGAGGGAGGCUAUGUGUCUGAGCGGUAUCGACGCUAUACAUGUUGGGCGAGCGCAGGGCAGUAGGCGGGACACGGAGAAUGGGAGUGCGACGCAGUCCAAUGCUGGCAUGCUGGGCGCUAGAGACGCCGAGGCAAUGCUGAACAAGUUGCUUGAAGAGGGCUGGCUCGAGAAGAGUAGACACGGCUUUUACAGUCUGAGUGCCCGGGCGUUGAUGGAGUUGAAAGGCUGGCUCGUCGACACGUACAAUGAUGAAGACGACGAUGGGGCAAGAAGGGAGAAGAUCAAGUUCUGUCAUGCUUGCAAGGAGAUCAUAACUGUGAAUUUCUUCCGGAUGCAGAGAUCGCAGACGUGUCCUAUCUGCAAGACAGAGUGGGACGGACAGCAUUAUGUCGGGGAAAAAGCAAUAACGACAUCCGAGAGUUAUCAGAUGAGUCGAAGAAAGAGUGGUCAUAGAAGGCAGACGGAGACCCCAAGACAGAGGGAAGCCGUUGUUGACGAGGACGAGGGAAGUACUUGA
Exophiala xenobiotica is the source of this 906-nucleotide messenger RNA. RefSeq lists its product as uncharacterized. The coding region runs from base 1 to 906 and encodes 301 amino acids. Lineage: Eukaryota; Fungi; Ascomycota; Eurotiomycetes; Chaetothyriales; Herpotrichiellaceae. The transcript has 2 exons. Gene Ontology annotation, molecular function: ubiquitin-protein transferase activity. Gene Ontology annotation, biological process: double-strand break repair via homologous recombination; DNA damage tolerance. Gene Ontology annotation, cellular component: nucleus; Smc5-Smc6 complex. The record is from RefSeq and is a predicted model, not a curated record.